Cercopithifilaria johnstoni is the source of this 579-nucleotide messenger RNA. The record is from the annotation of a GenBank genome assembly. NCBI's taxonomy places the organism in Eukaryota, Metazoa, Nematoda, Chromadorea, Rhabditida, Onchocercidae.
AUGCGAAAAGUGAGUGAGGAACGAAUAAAACUGCAGGAUACGAAUAAAGGACAGACGGAAAGUUUCCCUCAAUCAUCUCAUUUGAGUGCUCAUAAGAAGACGCAUACUGGUGAAAAGCCGCACCGCUGCACGAUAUGUGGGAAAAGUUUCAAUAAAUUAUGGGGUUUAUGCAGACACAACAGAAUUCACACCGGUGAAAAGCCGUACAGUUGUGCGAUAUGCAAUCAAAGAUUCUCUCAAUUAUCGGAUUUGGGCAGACAUAACAAAACUCAUACCGGUGAAAAGCCGUACAGUUGUACGGUAUGCAGUAGAAGUUUCUCUCAAUCAUCGAAUUUGAAUGCACAUUGGCGGACGCAUACCGGUGAAAAGCCACACAGUUGUACAAUAUGUGGGAAAAGUUUCUCUAGAUCAUCGGAUUUGAUCAUACAUCAUAGAGCCCAUACCGGUGAAAAGCCAUAUAGUUGCACGAUAUGCAAUCAAAGCUUCUCUCAAUCAUCGAAUUUGAAUGCACAUAGGAGGAUGCAGCAUAAUGCCGCACCGUUGUACGAUAUGCGGGAAACCUUUCGAUCGAAGCAAUAG